UUUGAGUGUGUGCGAGUACACUGAAGUGCGUCUGGUUCUCUAGUGUGUGCCGCUUAAGUGAGUGUGACAGGAUGACAGGACAGGAUUUUCCAAUCAGCAGGGGGAGAUUCCCGUCGCUGUGUUUUCCCCCCUCACCAUGAAACGGAAUACAAACUCUCUCUCUCUUUGGUUUCCUGCUGAGGCUUCAGUAAAGUUUGUGUGGAUGACUUGGAGUUUGAGGGAAAUGGAAAAUGAAAUGUGUGAGUCUAUGAGGUUAUUUCUAAGUAGGUUAUGUUUUUGUCCAGUUGUUGGUUAGUUAGCAGGAUUGCACAAAAAACACUGGAGGGAUCAUCAUGAAACUUGGUAGAAGGAUGUCAGCUCAUGUCAGGAGGAACCCAAAACAUUUUGGUGCGGAUCCAGAGCAGGGGACUUUCUUCAACAUUGCAAAAUAGGAAGUUUUGCAACAUUUUCCUUAGUUUCUCCGAAAUAAUUCAUGAAACUUGAUGAAAUGUGGUGUCAUAAGGGAACUGCUGAGCCCUGGAGGAGGAAUGAACCAUUCUAGUGCAAAUUGAGAUGCCCUAGAAUUCUCUGGUCUCACAACUUCUUCCCAACGUGAAGGAGACACUACGGUGGCCUUCAGGUACCAUAAACAAGUAAAAGGCUCUGAAAUCUUCCCAGACUUCCCAGAAGAGGAUCCCCUCAUAGUAUAGACGUUUUCAAGUAGCAGGUCUAGUUGUGUGUUCAUGAUCUGUGGCAUCAGCACUAGCUGUGACUUUAAGGCAGAGUCUCUACACUACAGUUCUUUGAACGCAGCACUCUUCGCCGUUUGACCUUUGUAACUGAUAACAUGAAAUAGCCCUUUUGAAUGGCUAAUUGGUAACUAAACAUAUGUCUCAAUGCAGCGGCAGCAGACAUGUCUGUCCACCAGGAUCAGACAGACGGGCACAAAAGUGGGAGAAACUUAUUAGAAAGACGAGCAGGCUGGUCGACUGUGUGUGUCAGGUCCGCUUAUAUUUGCUGUGGCCGUCAAGCCACAAAAAGGAAACAGAACCACAAACACACCCAGACUAACAGAGGAGAUGACAUCAUGCAUGGGGAAGAUGGUCCUCUGUGUGCUGCAGAAAUCGGAUCUGAACUCCAGAAACAGUUUGCCAUCCUGCCAGGGGGCCGCGGGAUAAGCGGACGCCCUAUCAUGGUCUUCCCAGAGUUCCCCGAGUUCAGCGAGCUGGAGGAGCAGGAGCUCCAAAGCGUCCUCGGCUACCUCACCAGCGUCCCCAGCGGUGCCGCAUCGGGAGUGGGUUUCAUCCUGGUCAUCGACAGACGACUGGACCGAUGGGCCGCCGUCAGGGCUACCCUGCUCCGCAUCGCUGGCUCAUUUCCAGGGAACUUGAACUUGGUUCUGGUUUUGCGUCCCACUACUUUGUUGCAGCGGACUCUGUCAGACUUCCUGUUCAAGUUCAGCAGGGACGAGUUCAAAAUGAAGGUGGUGAUGCUGAGUUCGGUGACUGAGCUCCAUGCUUAUAUCGACCCAGGACAACUCACCAGAGAGCUGGGAGGCACGCAGGAGUACCACCACGAGAGCUGGAUCUCUCACCGCACUGCAAUCGAGGCGUUCGCCCUCAUGGUAAAGACCACGGCUCAGACUCUGCAGGCGUUCGGCACUGAGCUCGCGGAGACAGAAUUACCAAACGACGCCGAGGCCACCACCAACCUGCUGCACACACACACACUGAAGAAGGACACAAUGAAGGAGGACCUGCAGGUGGCGCUGUCUCAAGGGGGACGCCUGUUGGACUGUAUCAACGAGCCUCUACAGACAGACCCCGAAUACAGCAUGACCCAUGAUGAGCUGGAGAAUUUGGAGACUGUGCAGAGACUCCUGGGUCAGCUGGACGAGACUGAGACGGCGUUUGACGAUUUCUGGGAGCAUCACCGCACGAAGCUGGAACAGUGUUUGCAGCUGCGCCAUUUUGAACAGCACUUCCGUGAAGUGCGUGCUCAGCUCGAUGUGACCUCAGAAAGGCUGUCGAGUUUCUCCGAGGUCAGCGUCAGCCCCGCCCACGGCGAGCAUGUCCUCCGAGAGCUCGGCGGGCACGAGGAAAAGGCCUGUGACAUCCUGGACCGCGCCGUGUCCCUGGCCUGUGAAGGUGACAGGCUGAUAGAGAACUCGCACUACGCCGAGGACUCCAUCAGGCCGAAGUGCAGCGAGCUAAGGGGGGUGUGCGAUGAGAUCAGCGCCACCCUGAGGUGCAAGAAGAACCUGCUGCUCAGGGCGAUGGAGAUGCACCACUCUCUGGAGAAGGCGUCACAGUGGUGUGAGGAGGGCAUCUUCCUAUUGGCCAACCAGCCCGUUGACCGCUGUCAGUCUCAGGACGGAGCUGAAGCGGCUCUGCAAGAACUGGAGCGGUACCUGGAAACAUUACCGCUGCACACCCUCUCCGACCGCAGCGCCAUCUGCUGCCAGUAUGAAUCGGUGCUCACCACUCAGCUCAGGGACCAGGUAGAGAGAGUUUUCCAGAAGCAGGGCUCUGUGCAGGAGAUGUUCGAGAAGAGACGCAUCAGCUUGAAGAAACUCGCAGCCAAACAGACCCGACCGGUCCAGCCAGUGGCACCGAGACCCGAAGUCAAGUCGCCUCACUCCUCGCCCAAUCAACAGAGAAAAGAGAGGAGAUAUUCUGCAGAUAAUGCCAUCUGCAAAAAGGUUCAUGUGGAGUCUCCUCUUCUUAAUGGCACCAGACACGCUUCUCUCUCAGAGGAAGAAGAAAACCUGGCAGUGCUUCGGCGUCACGUGAUGAACGAGCUGCUGGAGACGGAGAGAGCGUAUGUGGAGGAGCUGCUCUGCGUCCUGGAGGGCUACGCAGCAGAGAUGGAAAACCCCGCCAUGGCUCCUCUCAUCCCCAGCACGCUGCUCAGCAAGAAGGACGUCCUGUUUGGGAACAUGUCUGAAAUCUACCAGUUCCACAAGAGGACGUUUCUAAAGGAACUGGAAGCGUACACUGACUUUCCCGAGCUGGUGGGCCGCUGCUUUUUAGAACGGAUGAAGGACCUGCAGAUCUACGAGGCCUACUGCCAGAACAAACCUCGCUCCGAGAGCUUGUGGAGACAGUGCUCCGACUGUGCCUUCUUCCAGGAGUGCCAGAAGAAGCUGGAACAUAAACUUGGUUUGGACUCCUACCUCCUUAAACCUGUCCAGAGAAUCACCAAGUACCAGCUGCUGCUUAAGGAGUUGUUGAAGUACAGUAAAGGCUGUGAUGGCUGUGAUGACCUACAGGAGGCGCUCUCCUCUAUUUUGGGGAUUCUAAAAGCUGUGAAUGAUUCCAUGCACCUCAUCGCUAUCACAGGAUAUGAGGGUAACCUCUCGGAGCUGGGCCGCCUGCUCAUGCAAGGCUCCUUCAGCGUGUGGACAGAGCACAAGAAAGGUCACGCCAAGGUCAAGGACCUGGCCCGCUUCAAGCCCAUGCAGCGGCACCUGUUCCUGCACGAGAAGGCCCUGCUCUUCUGCAAGCGGAGGGAGGAGAACGGAGAGGGCUAUGAGAAAGCGCCUUCGUACAGCUUCAAACACUCACUCAGCAUGAGUGCCGUGGGAAUAACGGAGAGCGCUAAAGGAGAUAACAAGAAGUUUGAAGUUUGGUGCAACUCCAGAGACGAGGUUUUUAUUGUGCAGGCUGCAACGCCCGAGAUUAAAACUUCGUGGGUGAACGAGAUCCGCAAAGUUCUGACCCAGCAACUCAAAGCGUGCAGAGACGCCAGACAACCGAAGAACUUAGACUCUGUUUCUAUGAGUCCCACCAGCAGCAGCAGCUCCAUCUCACUCAGCCCGUUCCGUAGCAGUGGUCAGAAGAACCAGAAGAAGCAGGAUGAGAAGAAAGCCGAGCCGAGCCCGACCUCCGAUGCAAACUUCUCUUCCUCACCCAAACACAAAGUGCCGGCCGCCCAUGUCACUCUAAGCAGAGUCAAAUGGAUGAGUACCUCUAGUCUGCUACAGAGCAAGCGGCAAGGCUGGAGCAAGACGUCUCUCUCGGUGGACGCAUCGGAAGAGAACGACGGCUACUCCAGCGGCGAGGACCCCAUUAACUCGGACCCCGAGGAUGACGGAGGAAAGAAGCUGGCCCAAGGAAAGUACACGGUGGUAGCAGACUGCGAGAAGGCGGGACCUCAGGAGCUGUCUGUCAAGAGUGGAGACGUGGUGCAGCUAAUCAGAGAGGGAGAGGACGGACAGUGGUUUGUGAGGAACCUGCGCAGCAGCAAGGAGGGCUGGGUGGCGGCGGCAAACCUCCUCAGCCUCAUCUCGGAGUCCAAGUCGUCGCAGUCGCUCAGCAGCUCAGACGGCAGCGUCUCCGGGAACAUCAGCACGUCUUCCAGCUGCAGCGAGACCUACACCAGCUUCUCCGACAUCAAACCCUGAACCGACUGCACUUUUCCCCCCCGGACUCCACCUGAAAUCAUCGCAAGGUGGAAUUUCAAGAAACCUGAAGCUGCCUCUGACAGAAUCUCAAUGCUCACACACACCUUGCAGUUUGUCGGAUCCUAACAACAUCUCCAAAGCAAUCAUCGUAUCUGCGAAUGUUAGCAGAGGACUCAUAGCCACCUUUCUCUAAAAUAGCUCAUUUCCACUCUGCAGUAUUACUCUUCUUAUUUCUUUGACAUUUAAAAAUAUUCACGUAAAAAAGAUACAAGAGCUCAAUCCCCUUCUGUCUGGCUUUUUUUCAAUUUAUUUACAAUAAGAUUAUGUAGCAUUAAAGACAAAUUCAAAUACCUGCACUAAACACGAGGCGUCAGCAGCUUACAAACCUGGGCAUCACGUUGACAGGUAGUUUCUGAGCAGAAUUUCACACGAUACGAUGGCUUUAGUGUCAGACACUGUGAAAAAUGGCAGCUGGCUGCAGCAUGAAGGAGAGAAAAGUGCUUUCGGUGCAUCUCGGAGCGUCACUGAGCAGGUGGAACUUUGUGGACAUGUAGCUGUAAGUCUUUUUAUAUGUAAGUGGGUGACACACAGGCUGUUACAUCCCUGUGGUGUCUGGAGUAGAAGCAGUUUUUGCAGAAUGCUGCAUUCAACCCACAUUAACAAGAGCUUCCCUCUACCCUUGUUUUGACUGCGAUGCAACUCAAUCUGAUGUAUCACCAUGUGAAUGUCAACAGCAGCGCCACCUGGUGGUCACAUGUCUUUCCCUUCCCUCUUUGUUUUUGUGUGAAGAAGGAUUAGCUAACCCAGCUCUGAACUACUUUGGAUUUACCUCUCAGGAAGACGUCAUGUGGGCAAGCAGGUGUGACUGCAUACCUGCGUGUGUCAACUACAUGUCUUUGUAUGUGUGCAUUCUUGCAUAUGUGUGUGUUGUGUGAUGCAAAUCUAGCAAGUGUCACAACCCCACCGAGAAAGGCUGUAAAACCCGUUCAGGAGGAAGGUGUUUCAGAUUUUCAGUGAUAACUGUCAUGCUGGGUCCAUAUUUAGUUUGCAAAACUUUAUUGAAACCUUUAAUCUGGCCACUAGCGGAUCAGUGGAGUUAAGGCCGCUAAAGAAAACCCAGUAAACAUGCACGUGAUAUCUGCUGCACAGAUCCAGUUCUUUUUGUGUCAUGGCCGCCCCGCUCACCUAUCUUCUCGCUGCGCUGCAGCAGCAACAAAAGCCGGCUUUGUCCUCGUCCUCUGCUCCCGGCCCCGCCGAGGCAUGUGACAGCCGGCCCUGCUCCGCAAGCGAGCGAGCAGGGCCGACCGGGGCCCAGACCUGCUCGACACGUUUGCGCCACCAACCCCCCGAGAGCAAUAAGUGUUUACUCGACACCACUAUGUAGCUUAGUCACUAUCUUGGUUGAGUUAAAAAACACAAAAACAAAUACUGAUUGUGAGUUAUAUAGCAGGGGAGGGGUUGAGAAGGUCAAGGCCUGAUUGGUUAGUUGGGCCUGGUAGUGGAGAUGAUAACAGGUUGAUGGCACACCUCUGCCAAACAGCUGCUGUGACACACCCGUCAACACACAAACAUGUUUUAUACUUCUACUGUAUCCACAAGAUGCAUUGUAAAACAAUCACAUCCUUCUUUCCACACUCGCUGUUGAACGUCUGACAAAUACACACCAAGAUGUCGCACUAAAACCAGCCGCACCCAGAACUCAGCUGCUGUGCUCAACAAAGCCAAGUUCAACACCACUGUGGUUUUGUUGGCCAUGAUUAGAGCUCUUGAUGUUUUUUCUUUUGUUUGAGAAAAUGCAUGUCGUUCUCCUGUGAAAGGAUAAAAGAUCCUCUCCAGAAAAGCUCUCGGACCUUGAACCGUGUGCUGCAAACCUGCAAGCUAACCUGUGGCGUUAUACGUGUCGGUUCCGUGUUACACUUGUACAGAUGUCGUCCUCUCUAUACCUUGCGUCCUUUUUCUCUCCAGAGCAUGCAUAUCGUGAAGAGGGUCAUGUUUCUUCUUGUGCGUCUCUCUCCGUGUCAUAGUCGACUCUUUUUAUGGCAUGCUCCUCAUCCGCCUCAAUUCCAAACCUCUCACGUCAGAGUAUUUUUUACCAGGCCCUGUUGUACAUGAUGAGAGUUUAUUUUCUGCCCUCACGUUGAAGCUGACACCGGGCACUAAACUUGUCAGUGUUUGAUCGUGAUCACGCAAUAGAUCUUAUUGAAUUAUUCCCACUUCGCGCGCAGGGCGGGGAGAUCCGAAGGGUUAUUCUAUUUUCUUGUUUCUUUUUAUGCAGCACAUUGCAGCGACCACUGUCCUUAUUUCCUAUUGUAUAUCUACUGAGUAUGGUGUUGAUAUAAAGAUAUUAUAAUGAGACCUAUCUGUGUAUAUUUUGUAAAUAUGUAAGUCUGAAUUGUAUGUAAAAUGAAAAGCAGCUUUAAUAAAGUCUGACAUGGUUUCCUUUAUAA
Pleuronectes platessa (European plaice) is the source of this 6831-nucleotide messenger RNA. RefSeq names its product mcf.2 cell line derived transforming sequence-like a (gene mcf2la). Lineage: Eukaryota; Metazoa; Chordata; Actinopteri; Pleuronectiformes; Pleuronectidae. The transcript is spliced from 31 exons. The coding region runs from base 893 to 4384 and encodes 1163 amino acids. The record is from RefSeq and is a predicted model, not a curated record. Gene Ontology annotation, biological process: intracellular signal transduction; positive regulation of Rho protein signal transduction. Gene Ontology annotation, cellular component: extrinsic component of membrane; cytoplasm. Gene Ontology annotation, molecular function: protein binding; guanyl-nucleotide exchange factor activity.